GGACACUUGGAAACUAAUAGAAGAGAGAAGGACAGUGAAGCAAAAGAUUAUCCAGUGCACGGACGAGCAACAAAAACAGGAGCUGAAUGCAAGCUACAAUACACUGAACAAAAGAGUGAAGAAAAGCGCCAGGGAAGACAAAAGAAAAUAUUAUGAAACCAUGGCAAACGAAGCAGAACAAGCUGCAGGCAAAGGAGACCUCGCCACACUCUACCAAACAACUAGGAACCUUUCGGGCAAACGUUCGACACAGAUUAAGCCAAUAAAGGACGACAAUGGAAAGUCAAUCACCAAAGAGGUGGAACAGAGAAAGCACUGGGUUGAACACUUCAAAAGACUUCUAAAUCGUCCGCCACCUACAACACGUCCAGCAAUACCAACAACGGAAGCAGAACUACCAGUGAACACUGACCCCCCGACGAAAUCAGAAGUCCUGAAUGCAAUCAAGAUGCUUAAAACUGGGAAAACACCGGGACCAGAUGGAAUCCCAGCAGAGGCUUUGAAAAUAGACCCAGAGACAACAGCGGACUUGAUGACACCACUACUGGAGAAGGUGUGGAAAGAGGGCAAAGUACCCGAGGAUUGGAAGAACAGUUACUUAUUCAAACUUCCAAAGAAAGGAGACUUAAGUCAAUGUAAAAACUGGCGGGGAAUUAUGCUUCUGUCCAUUCCAAGCAAGAUACUAAGUCGCAUCAUCCUGGAGAGAAUCAAACAAGCCCUAGAUGAAAAACUUCGUCCGGAACAGGCUGGAUUCAGGAGAAACAAAUCAUGUAUUGAUCAAAUCGCCACUCUACGGAUCAUCAUUGAACAAAGCUUGGAAUGGCAGUCACCUCUCUAUCUCAACUUCAUCGACUUUGAAAAGGCCUUCGACAGCGUCGAUCGAGAGGUCAUUUGGAAACUACUUCGCUACUACGGGGUCCCAUUGACAAUUAUACACCUCAUCCAACAGUUAUACGACAAUGCUGCAUGCCAAGUAAUCCACAACGGGAAACUUACGGAAGCCUUCGAAGUGAGGACGGGAGUGAGGCAAGGCUGUCUACUAUCACCAAUGAUCUUCCUGAUUGCAAUUGAUUGGAUAAUGCGACAGACAACGGCAACCAACGAGGGAACAGGCAUAAAAUGGACUGACACAAAAGACUUGGAGGAUCUGGAUUUCGCCGAUGAUAUAUGUCUGAUUUCCCAUAAACUGGAAGAUAUGCAAAUGAAAAGUAACAAGUUGGCAGAAGAAGCAUCAAAGAUAGGACUUCACGUGAACAUAGAUAAAACAGAGAUGAUGAAGAUUCCUUGCCAACAUCAACAGCAACAACAGACCACAAUAAGCAUAAAUGGGAAGAACCUGAAAGAAACAACCUCCUUCACCUACCUGGGAAGCAUCGUCUCAACUACAGGCGGAACUGACGAAGACAUCAAAGCCAGAAUCGGAAAAGCAAGACAAGCUUUCAUUACUCUCAAAUCUGUGUGGAGGUCAACAGCAAUCAGCAUCAAAAAUAAGAUCCGGAUUUUCAACUCCAAUGUGAAGUCAGUGCUACUAUACGGAUCAGAGACUUGGCGAGUCAUAAAGAGCAUCUCAAACAAACUUCAAACCUUCAUUAACAACUGUCUCCGCUCAAUACUCAAGAUCAGAUGGCCAGAAAAGAUCAGCAACAGGGAUCUCUGGGAGCGAACCAAUCAGGAACCGAUUGUGAAACAAAUAGGCAGAAAGAAAUGGAGAUGGAUUGGCCAUACGCUGAGGAAACCAUCAAGUGACAUCACUAGACAAGCCCUCGAGUGGAACCCGAAAGGGAGGCGGCGAGUUGGUCGUCCAAGGGUGACUUGGAGGAGGUCAUGUGAAGAGGAGAUGAAAGCAUGUGGGCAGACCUGGAGCAGGGUGAAAAAGUUGUCAGAAAACCGAAGUCAAUGGAGGUGCGCAGCUGAAGCCCUAUGUUCCUCUAGGAACUAAAGGAUACAAUAAUAAUAAUAUAAUAAUAAUUAGUCUUACAUUUUAAGCUAGUAAUGUACAUGGAUUCCCCCUGUCGAGACAAGUCGUCAUUGUCUUCUUAAUUUUCAAAUUGCUUUCAGCUCUUUUAGUUUCAAGAAUUUUCAUGCUUCCCCUAGUUUAGAUUCAUGUCAUCCCAGUAUUAGUGAUAAUGGUAAUGGUAGUCUCAACCUACCGUCGUCUGAACAAAUAUUAACUAAUCUUCUCAUACACCUUAUAACCAGUUGGACAUCAACAGCUGUUCAAUCGCCAGUUAUCUGGUCAACACAUCUUAAUCAGCUAGAUAUAUCUACCUAAAAAUUAUAUCAUCCGAAUACCCGACAUUUUGUCUGUGUCCGUUAUCAUCAUUGUAUAUCUAUGUAAUCAAAAGUCUAGUUUGAAUGAUAGUAUGUAUGUGAACUCAUAUCAUCUGUUGCUUUCAUUAGUUGCAGUAGUAACUGAUAUUAGUGGGUUUUUUUAAAUUUAAAAUUACUAUUUUUGGCAACAUAACCUAGUACCUAUUAUUAUGGGAAUCAUUAUUUUUAGGAUUCUGUCGGUAAUAUGAUAUAAAACAAUUGUUGUGUGUAUGUGUGUGAAUGCAUGUAUCGGCACGUCCGGUAACACCUAUACUGCAACAACGUGUCUAUAGACAUGUAAAUAUUUAAUUGUAAACAUAAUAGAUUAUGCUAUGCAUAUACACAAUCCUAUUUAUAUAAAGACAGCAGUUCUGCUUUUUUACUUGAGGCAAGGUAGACACUUUUUUGAUUUGUUUUACAUCUACAUCCUGUAUAUGCAUAUUUCUCUAAAUGUGAUGUAUGGUACACAACUCGAGUUAUGCGCACCUUUUUCGCUUAAAAGAAGAAAUAAAAAGAAAUUUGAAAAGAAAAAUAGCAGAGAAGAAAGCGAAACAGCUAUCAAUCAUUCGCCUAGAUUUUACCCUGUUUUAGUUAUCGUUCAUCAUUGUUUAUGUGUCUCCUUGUUAUGAUUGUUUUCUUUAAUUCUCCUCCUAUUUUACAUAUUUCAUGCUCAUGUUGGCAGCAGUAAUUUCCAAGUCUUUCGUCAAGUCAAAAAGCUGUAUUGCUUGCUCCCUUCCUGUUCUCAUAACACUUGGAUUUUUAAAGAAAAUAAGACACUGUUCACACGUACAUUUGUAAAAUAUAUAUGGAUGAUUAAACAAUAAGAAAGUUAGAUGAAAAAUGCUUUCUUCUGGACUAACCAAUGAUACGUCGCAGCAUUCAUGUAAUAAUAAAGUGGAUGUACCCUGCGAACAUCAUGAUAAUUAUAACAAUAAGCCGCAAAUAACUCACCAGUCACGUUUGUUGAAUAUGCUGCCAUCACAGGAUACUAAUCAUACAGCUCAACAAUCAUCUACAUCUAUGCAAACUGCGUGUCAUCCGAAUCAUGUAAACAUUUCCACUGGUGGAUUGUUAGUCCACGGUAAUCAUUUUAAUAGUGUAUCAAAAGAACCAUCUCAUCCGAAUAAACUUCAUCAUCCAGUUAGGAAACAAACGAAUUUAGCAGAAUCUGAUCCGCCCUUAUUUGUUCAGUUGCUAACGGAGAGACUUGAGAAAGUAAAGGAGUCACGUGAUAAAGUGGAGAAGUUAAUGUCUCUUGUUAAUCAGGUUGAUGAAAAGCAUUCAGUAGAAUCUGGACAUUCAAGCGUACCACUGAAGGACACUAAGGAUUACAAUCGGUCACUCCAAUUAAAUAAUUCUACUUGGUGUCAACAGGAUGCUACAAAUUCUUCAAUAAAUCCUUCUGUUAAUGAAGUUAAUUUCACUUCUGCACAUAUUAUUCAUUCAUCGACUGAUGAUUCAAAACGACUGAAUCACCCUCAUGAAUCAGUAUUCCAUAAAAAUAGACGACAUACUGAUAAAUCACAAGACGCUCAAGAGAUAUUGGAUGAUCAUUGUUCUCGAAUAUGGGCAGAUGAAUUAGGUGAUAGUACUAUUAAUGCAAGUAAAACAUAUUAUCGUAGGCAACAAAGUGAUUGUAGUCGUAAUACAACUAGUCGAUCGUCUACAACACCUUAUCCUAUAAUAUCAGAUACACUAGUUCAUUCAAUGCAUUCCAGUCUUGUGCGUGGCGGUUCAAGUGGUACUGAAUAUGAAAUGAAACGAUUGUCUGAGCAAUACAGAACUACAACAGCUUCAUAUUCGUCUGCUAAUAGUAAUAAUAAUAUUAAUAGUAAUCAGCCUACUAUGUCAGACAGUUCUCAUCGUAGAUGGCAUACUGCUGGAAGUUAUCGAGGUAUGAAUCGAGUAAAUAAAUCAGAUGUACGUUCAACAGCUUCCUGGGAUAGUGGUGUAGUAACAAGUUAUGAAAUGAAAAGCUUGAAUCUUAACAAUAAUGCUGACGAUAAUGAUUAUCUUGAUGCAGAGACUAGUUCAAUUCUAGAAGCUGCCAGUGUACAAGCAUUGUCCUCAUCAACUACUGAGUUGGCUCUUGUCAAUGGAGAGGUAACAGCAAAACUAGUUGAAAAAAUGAUACGUCAUUAUCCUCAUAAAACAUUCAAUCGAGACAGUAGGCAUAAUGGAAAUAUGCUGCCGCUAUUCAAUUCGAAUCAAGGGAAAAAGGAAACAAUAAAUCCCGGAUAUGAAUAUAAAUACAGACUAGAGAGGAAGUGGCAACAACAACAACAAUCUGGGCACUUCUACGAAUCUCCGUAUGUACAAGGUUUUAAUCCUAAUUCUUCAAUUUGCUCAGCUUGUCAACAUUCUGCUGAUAGAGUUCCAUGUGACUGGAAUCAUCAUUGUUUUCAUUAUCCUUCAACACAUUCUGCAUCAAAUGAACACUCAUCUCCUCCUCACUUAAUGGUAACAAGUUGUGGUUGUAAUCAGUCUAGUGAUAAAUCGGUUCUCGGUAGUUCAUGUCGAAGUUUCCCAACUGCUUCGGAUACUUCGAGUACAUUUGACUCAGGGAUCUCAUCUGCCUAUGACCAGUUACCUUUACAGAAACACACAAAUAACCGCGAAAAUCGAAGCCAAAGCCUUCAUAAUUGGCAAAUGAACGUCAAUUUAAAAGAUACAAAUCUAUCAACUCCUCGAGGAAAUCGUACACAUUCUGCUUCGAAAUCAUCAUGCGAUAGUAACAAUACUAGUAGGAGCAUUAAUUAUCCUCAAACAAAUUGUUUCAUCUCGUCAUGUUAUGAGUUUAAUUUAAAACAAUUACCAGGACACUAUAUGCAAAAUGAUUUAUGCCCUACACGUCAUCAUCAUUGUCCAGAGAUAAUGACGAUUAAGGAUGUAAAUAAGCAUGAUGGAAAUGAAUGUAAAAAGCCUUCCAGUGAGUCAUCUUUGCAAUCAGUUCUUGUUUUUAUCGGCCUCAUUUUUCAGCAACUAAGUCAACAUGUACAUGGUUUUCUUUUUUUUGGUGUACAUAUGGAUAGUAGAUUAACAAACACACAACAACAACAACAAACUUCUAACGUGAAUUCCUCUGGUCCAGGAUUAGUUGUCGGCUAUUAUCUAUGCGAUGAUCCAGUACCCUAUCGAACUGUUUGGACUGGACCAACUACUGUAUCACACAAUAAUCAAUCGUCCUCCGCCUCUUCAGCAGUACUUGUUGAAGUUAACGACCAGUCACAAACAGUAGAUAACUGUCAAACUAAUUCGACUGGUCAACCUCUGUUAACACUCGGGCAAUUCAAACAACUGAUAGCCAAAAAAGGUGUUUAUCGAUACUUUUUCAAGAAACCAAAUGAUGAGUUUGGCACUGGUGUGGUCCAUGAAGAGUUAACUAAUGAUGAUGCUACUUUACCGUUGUGGGAAGGCAAAGUGGUUGCACGCGUGGAACGUGCCGAUUAA
Molecule: messenger RNA, 5760 nt
Organism: Trichobilharzia regenti
Lineage: Eukaryota; Metazoa; Platyhelminthes; Trematoda; Strigeidida; Schistosomatidae
Source: the annotation of a GenBank genome assembly